This is a messenger RNA of Capra hircus (goat), 1741 nucleotides long. RefSeq names its product SEC22 homolog C, vesicle trafficking protein (gene SEC22C). The record is from RefSeq and is a predicted model, not a curated record. Lineage: Eukaryota; Metazoa; Chordata; Mammalia; Artiodactyla; Bovidae. Bases 486 to 1397 code for a protein of 303 amino acids. Gene Ontology annotation, biological process: endoplasmic reticulum to Golgi vesicle-mediated transport. The transcript is spliced from 7 exons.
GAAUAGUCGUUCCCAUCUCCCUUCAGUUGAUCAAUCACCAGUCUGUGAGUACGUCCGCCUCCUAGACUGGAGUGUGUCCCUUGGGGCCGGACUUUGGCACCUCAUCCAGGCUGGCAACAGGCUGUGAUCUUUGGUUUGACUAUCUCGAGCCUCUCGCCCAGCACAUACCCACGCCCCGGGCGUGUCGCGUCGUCACGCGGAACCUCCCUACUUCCACACAUCAGAACCUUUCGCUACCCCGGCAGAAACUAAGCUUAAACUGAGAAGCCUCUUCGCACCUCCGGACGUGGGAAUUACAUACUUGGACCUCAGACCCAAGCGGGUGAGAACCGGGAGACGCGAGGAAAGUUGGAAGGCGCUCCCCAGCCAUGCCCAAUCUACAUUUGGGUCGAAGCCCUUUAAGAAGUCCUUCAUUCAAGACUCCUCCGGGACCCGGCAGUGGAGGCGCGCCAGGAUUGGUGUCCUCAUGACUUCUCUUGCGGACCAUGUCCUUGAUCCUUUUUGCCUGCGUGGUAAGGGUGAGGGAUGGACUGCCCCUCUCGGCCUCCACUGAUUUCUACCACAGCCAAGACUUCCUGGAAUGCAGGAGACGCCUCAAGACUUUAGCCUUGCAACUGGCCCAGUAUCCAGGUCGAGGUUCCGCAGAAGGAUGUGACUUCAGCAUCCACUUCUCUUCUUCGAGGGACGUGGCCUGCAUGGCUAUCUGCUCCCUCCAGUGUCCAGCAGCCAUGGCCUUCUGCUUCCUGGAGACGCUGUGGUGGGAAUUCACAGCUUCCUAUGACACCACCUGCGUGGGCCUCGCCUCCAGGCCGUAUGCCUUUCUUGAAUUUGAUAAUGUCAUUCAGAAAGUGAAGUGGCAUUUUAACUAUGUAAGUUCCACCCAGAUGGACAGCAGCUUCGGAAAAAUUCAGGAGGAACUCAAGUUCCAGCCGCCAGUGGUUCUCACCCUGGAAGACACAGAUGUGGCUAACGGGGUGAUGAACGGACACACACUGAUGCACCUGGAGCCAGCUCCUAGUUUCCGAAUGGAACCAGUGACAGCCCUGGGCAUCCUCUCCCUUAUUCUCAACAUCAUGUGCGCUGCCCUGAACCUCAUUCGCGGAAUUCACCUCGCAGAACAUUCUUUACAGGUUGCACAUGAAGAAAUUGGAAAUAUUCUGGCUUUUCUGAUUCCUUUUGUAGCCUGCAUUUUCCAGUGUUAUCUGUACCUGUUCUAUAGUCCAGCCAGGACUGUGAAGGUGGUGCUGAUGCUGCUCUUCAUUUGCCUGGGCAACGUGUACCUGCAUGGGCUGAGGAACCUCUGGCAAAUCCUCUUUCACAUAGGAGUGGCUUUCCUGUCUUCGCAUCAGAUACUGACGAGGCAGCUUCAGGACAAGCAGUCUGACUGCGGAGUGUGAGGCUGAGGCCAUGGGAUGGACGGAUCCUUUGAUUUUCCUCCGAGGGUCAUCGGCCUUUCCCCUUUUACUUCUUGGCUUCACCUCAAGUUUCCAUCCUCGAAGUUCCUUUCAACCAAAGCAGACUGAUCCUGAGAACCAAGAAUUUUUUCACCGGUGCAGCGGGAAGCAUGAAGUUGCUGGACACCUGGUCUCAGUUUUGUGUGAGAGUUACUGCAGAAUCUCCAGUUCAGCACUUUGGACAGCAGAAUCUGGGAGCCCAGUCAGAAAGCGCAUUACUGGAAGACCAAUAUGGAAUGAUUUUGGUCUUUUACGUUGAGUGAUACAAUAAACCACUAGAUUCAGUA